AGUGAAAUAAUUACGGGAAUCAGUUCAACGGGUAUCGCUAUCACGCCGUCGUCAUCAUCACAGCAGUCGUAUGAUGUGAAAUUUACGAUUACAAAGCCACAACUUCACCACCGCCAGCAUCACCAACAGCAACAACAACCACCAUAUCCUUUAUAUACGCAGACACAUUAUCAACCGUCAACCGAGUGCUUCUUGCCUUUGCAACUUUUUAUGAUAUGUCCAUCGUACAUUCCAGUUCUUUGCGUUGCUACCGUUCAAGCGAAGAAGAACAAGAAACUUCUCAGUAUUUUCUUCUUCUCCCAAAGCACUUAUAAAAGUUUCAUGAUUUUGAACAAGCAGGCGCCGAUAUCUUUCGAAGGAGUUGUGAAAAUCCUGAGUUAUAGAAAUGACAAUUUGCUGGAACAUACUUGCAAGAAUUUUCAUCCAACGUCAAGCAAUACAAAUUCCACCCUAAUCCGCUACUGUCGUAAAAAUUUUGCCUUUGUAUUAGAGGAGAUUGACGAUGAAGCUCCUUUUUGUGGCUUAAUGCAGGAUGUGUACAACGUUCUCCCCAUGGAUUCGUUGUUAGAAUAUCAUCGCAUGAUCCGAAGAUUAGGUAAAUGA
This is a messenger RNA of Loa loa (African eye worm), 603 nucleotides long. RefSeq lists its product as hypothetical. Lineage: Eukaryota; Metazoa; Nematoda; Chromadorea; Rhabditida; Onchocercidae. The record is from RefSeq and is a predicted model, not a curated record. The transcript is spliced from 6 exons. The annotation marks the transcript as partial.